CUAUCUACUACUCGCUCUUCCAAACUUGGGGCCAUUGUGCACCUGUCCUCUCGCUCUUUCAUCUUGCUUUAAUUAUUCGACUUAGCCCGCCCUUUUACCCUUUAACUAUUAAUUUUUGGUUUAAUCGAUUGAGAGCUUUUCGUUCAAAAAGCGAUAAUGCGAUAUUCUACGGCUCUCAGUGUGCUGGGUGGCAUCGCUGCCCUCAGCAGCUUCGCCGUAGCCCACCCGUUCCUCCCAUCGGUCCUGUCCAAGCGGGAUUCCCCGGAUAAUACUUGUGGGAAUUUAUUCGCUGGGGCGGGUAAUAAUUAUACCUGUGGCCCCACGAAUAUUGGGACGUGCUGCUCGCAGUAUGGGUAUUGUGGUGCCACCUCCGAUUACUGCGGGACCGGGUGCCAGGCAGCAUAUGGGAAUUGUACGAGUUCCGGCGGCGGCGGCGGCGGCGGAGAUACGCCUACUGACCCGAAUCUAUGCGGUCCUACGAACGGGAAUAAUAGUUGCGUAACAGGAUCUUGCUGCUCAGCCAAUGGCUACUGCGGGACAACAUCUGAUUACUGCCUCCCAGCAAACGGCUGCCAACCUGCAUACGGAACCUGCAACUCAACCAGCACCCCCGGCGGCGGCAGCGACGAUCGCUGCGGUCCAGCUGGCGGGAACCAAGUCUGCUCCAACAACAGAUGCUGCAGCCCAGCAGGCUACUGCGGCACCGGAUCGGAUUACUGCAAGUCUCCAGACUGCCUCCGAGGCUUCGGAGUCUGCGACAGUGACCAGACACCCUCCGGCGCUUCCACCGCGGGGCUAGCCAGACCGGAGCUCGGCUCCGUGCCUUACGGCGAGGACAUCUACGACUGUGGAUACCCUGGCCAUGUCGCGCUGACGUACGACGACGGUCCGUACACAUACACUAAUGAUUUACUGGACCUGCUCGCAGCCUACGGCUUCAAGGCUACUUUCUUCAUCACUGGGGUCAAUAAUGGAAAGGGCGCUAUUGAUUCCACACCUGCGUGGACGAGUGUGAUACAGAGGAUGGUGACGGAUGGGCAUCAGAUUGCGUCGCAUACUUGGAGUCAUGCGGAUUUGUCCUUGCUCUCAGAUGCUGACCGGGAGACGGAGAUGAUCAAGAAUGAGAUGGCGCUCCGGAAUAUCUGUGGGAAGGUGCCGACUUACAUGAGGCCGCCAUUCUCGUCUUGCAAUGCUGCUUGCAAGGCCACUAUGAAAAAACUUGGCUACCACAUCACAUACUUUGACUUUGACACCCAGGAUUACUUGCACACCACCCCCGAGACAAACCAGAUCUCCAAGGACGUGGUGCAUAAUCUCCUCGCUGGCACCGAUAGCACCACUCAGGACUUCUUGGCCAUUGCUCAUGAUAUUCAUUAUCAGACGGUACAUAAUCUUACCACAUACAUGUUUGAUCAGAUGGUUCAGUAUGGCUAUCAAGGUGUCACUGCAGGAAGGUGCCUGAACGAUCCUGAGGCCAAUUGGUACAGAACCUCCGGAACGACGAGUAAGUAAAGAUUUCAGUUGUAUCCCGUUGGUUGUGGAAAGGGUUGGAGAAGAGUUGUAAAUCCAUAGUUCCAUUGUACAAGAGUCACGGAAAAUCUACAUAAUUUUUUUGAGA
This is a messenger RNA of Tuber melanosporum (Perigord truffle), 1618 nucleotides long. RefSeq lists its product as uncharacterized. The record is from RefSeq and is a predicted model, not a curated record. Lineage: Eukaryota; Fungi; Ascomycota; Pezizomycetes; Pezizales; Tuberaceae. Gene Ontology annotation, molecular function: chitin binding; hydrolase activity, acting on carbon-nitrogen (but not peptide) bonds. The coding region runs from base 157 to 1512 and encodes 451 amino acids. Gene Ontology annotation, biological process: carbohydrate metabolic process. The transcript has 6 exons.